Linum trigynum is the source of this 820-nucleotide messenger RNA. The record is from the annotation of a GenBank genome assembly. NCBI's taxonomy places the organism in Eukaryota, Viridiplantae, Streptophyta, Magnoliopsida, Malpighiales, Linaceae.
UUAAUCAAAAGGACAUUACAGAUAAUCACCAAAACAUAAUGGAGAAAUCAGGCGCCCCAUCAUCAACAUCAACAACUGACCGUACUAUUACAAGUGCGUCUGGAAAUGAAAGCGGUACGCACACCUCCGGCGAGCUCCUCCAGUACUACGAAUUCGAAGUCGUCCUCAAGUCACCCGAUAAACUCCAAAAGGGUGGUAAUGACGACGACCAAGAUAAGGAGGAGAAGAAUAGGAAGAAGUUGGUGUGUUUGGAUGAAGAGGGGGAAGGGAUCGUUGAGCUCCCUCCCAAUCAUUAUUCGAAUUAUAAGUAUAACGAGAAGCCACAAGUAGUUGCUUCUACUUCGAAGGCGAAGAAGCGUACUCGCAUCCUUAGUGUCGAGUAUAAGAGGUUGAAGGUAGAGAGGUGGAAGAGAAACAAUGUGGUUCUUCAUGAAGCACUGAUGAGGUCCAUCGGAAAGAAGAAUGGUACCGGCAGUAACUUUGCUGAAGGGGACCAAGUGGAUUUGAAGCUGAAGUUAGGGCAUUGAUUAUGUUUUAUUUGCUCUUUGAUUAUUUUGUUUGUUUGGGCUGUAUCAAAGAUCCUUGUUCAUUGUUGGAAUUAUGGCUAAAAGAUAGUUGCUCUUUGUUUUAGAUUGUUCAUUCUUUUUGAAGACCAGAACGACCCAACUUCGGACCAAUCAAUCCUUCCUCGGAGAAAUUAUAUGAUUAUAUUGAUAGAGGAUACUGGUUAAAUUUCAGUUGUUCAUCAUUACAGGGAUAACGGUACACGCAAAAUCAUACAUCAUAUGAAAAAUGAAGCUAAUACACCGUAGAACACUAC